Messenger RNA from Musa acuminata subsp. malaccensis (wild Malaysian banana), 1730 nucleotides. Its product is annotated as dolichyl-diphosphooligosaccharide--protein glycosyltransferase 48 kDa subunit. Lineage: Eukaryota; Viridiplantae; Streptophyta; Magnoliopsida; Zingiberales; Musaceae. The record is from RefSeq and is a predicted model, not a curated record. Gene Ontology annotation, cellular component: endoplasmic reticulum membrane; oligosaccharyltransferase complex.
GCCGUGACCUCCGUCUCGCCCCUUCUCCCAAACCCCUCCGCCCUUCCCCAGAACCCUAGUGGCGGUCUGCGGCAAUGGCGAAGCUCGCACUUCUCUUCCUAUUCGCCCUUCCUCUCCUCCUCUCACUGACCUCCCUCCUCCCCCUCCACUGCAACGCCUUCUCCGUUGACCGGCCCACCGAUCGGCGGCUCCUCGUUCUGGUGGACGACCUGGCGAUCCGGUCCUCCCACUCUCGCUUCUUCUCCUCCCUCCAAGCCCGAGGGUACGAUCUCGAUUUAAGGCACGCCGACGACCCUGGGCUCGCCCUACGCCGGUACGGCCAGUACCUCUACGACGGCCUCAUCCUAUUCUCCCCGUCUGUCCAGCGUUUUGGUGGAUCGUUGGACCUGGCGGCGGUUCUGGAUUUCGUUGACGCAGGGCAUGAUUUGAUCUUGGCGGCAGACUCGUCUACUUCCGACUUGAUUCGGGAGAUCGCAACUGAAUGUGGGGUUGAUUUUGAUGAGGAUCCUGCUGCCAUGGUUAUUGACCACACUAGUUAUGCAGUCUCAGAGACUGAAGGCGAUCAUACACUGAUCGCUUCUGAUGAUUUCAUCAAGUCUGAUGUGAUUCUCGGUGACAAGAAGAUCGAGGCUCCUGUCCUCUUCCGAGGCAUUGGCCACUCACUGAAUACUGCUAAUAGCUUGGUGUUGAAAGUACUUCCUGCCUCUCCUGCUGCAUAUUCUGCAAACCCGUUGAUGAAGCUUUCAAGUCCUCCCUCACUUACAGGAUCUGCAAUAUCAUUAGUUUCUAUAGUGCAGGCAAGAAACAAUGCUCGUAUUUUGAUUACGGGCUCUUUGGAUAUGUUCAGCAAUCGUUUUCUCAAAUCUGGUGUGCAGAAGGCUGGGAGGUCUAUUAAGCACGAGAAGUCUGGCAAUGAGCAGUUUGUCACAGAGAUUAGCAAAUGGGUCUUCCAUGAAAGGGGUCAUCUCAAGGCUGUUAAUGUACAUCAUCACAAAGUUGGAGAAACAAAUGAGCCAUCCAUGUAUCGGAUUAAUGAUGAUCUGGAAUAUUCUGUUGAAAUCUAUGAAUGGUCUGGAUCAAGCUGGGAACCAUAUGUAGCAGAUGAUGUGCAAGUUCAAUUUUAUAUGAUGAGCCCCUAUGUACUAAAAACCCUUGCCACUGACCACAAGGGCCUGUAUUCAACUUCAUUCAAGGUUCCUGAUGUCUAUGGCGUUUUCCAGUUUAAGGUGGAGCACCAAAAACUUGGAUACACUAGCUUAUCACUUUCAAAACAGAUACCUGUCCGACCAUUCCGGCACAAUGAAUAUGAGAGAUUCAUAACGACUGCUUUUCCAUAUUAUGGAGCAUCAUUUUCAACUAUGGUGGCAUUUUUCAUAUUCAGCAUUGUUUACCUCUACAACAAGUAGAUGCCGCUCCCUGAGAUAGACUUGGUAACUGAAGUUUUGGGUAUAGAAUUUUCAGCAAGACUAGAUACCCAGAUCAGUCAUCGAAAUAUCUAAUUAAUGGUUUUUUUUGUUGAAUUUGAGCUGGCAUUUGGGAUUAAAAAUAUUGUAGUAGGUUGUAUUCUGGGUUUUAGGGUUGAAACUCGAGAGUUGGUAAAACAUAGUAUUUCAUGUCCUCCUAGUUAACAUGACAUGAGUUUUCUUAAGCAUAUGAUCAGUGCGUUUGAUUGCAACUGAGGUAACAAAAUGUUUGUGCUAUUUAUAAGUGAUCAGUUUAGUUGUUUUACA